Pyricularia grisea is the source of this 858-nucleotide messenger RNA. RefSeq lists its product as uncharacterized. Lineage: Eukaryota; Fungi; Ascomycota; Sordariomycetes; Magnaporthales; Pyriculariaceae. The transcript has a single exon. Bases 1 to 858 code for a protein of 285 amino acids. The record is from RefSeq and is a predicted model, not a curated record.
AUGGCCCCUUUCUACUACUAUCCGCACUUCAUGCCGGGCUGCGAGGCAUGUUUCUCCUGCGCUGGCUGCGGAGGCUGCCGAAUCGUCAAGGCCAACGGCGAGGCCACGUUUGUGUGCCAGCCGUGCCGCGACACGAUCGCAAACAUCAUCUUCCUCGUCCCCGACGCUGCGGCCGCGACGGCCCUCGUCAGCAACGGCUUCUGUCAGUUCUGCUUCUCCAAGCCUUCGGCUGGAAUCUGCUGCGACGAGUGUGCCGUCAAGACCCCCGACGAGCUCGAGUUCGUCGCCCGCAAGGGCACGAUCCUCGUGCUUCUCGCAAACGCCCUCCAGCAGCCCGGUGCUCGCGAGCAGAUGCUCGAGCCCAUCAUGAACGCUGAGAACGGUGGCAUGAUCCCAAUGGUCGCUGACGCUGCUGUCAUGGGCGGCGGUGAGCAGCUUCACUUUGACCCUGCUUUGCCCGCUCCCGAGUGGCAGAACAUGCCUUUGCCUGAUGAUGUCGAGUUUGAAUUCUACCCCAACGAAGAUUUUCAGUUCGAAAACCAAGCAGAAUUCCCCGGCGCGGGUAUGAAUCUGCCCAAGCCAGAGCCUUUGGACGACAUCAACGCCGGCGGUCAUCCUGACAUGCCUAUCCCCAACCCUCCUGUCACCCAGUUUGCUCCUCAGAUCGUUGUACCCGCACCAGCUCAAAGCGGGGAAGCAAAGAGCAGCAUUAACACCACAUCUCCACCAACUGCCCGCCCGUCUCUCGCGGCUCGCGUCCUUGGUCUCGCUCCAGAGAGAGCUGAUUCGCCUCAUCCUCAGUGCGCUCAGCAGCCUUCUGGUCAUAGCAAGGCUAACGAGAAGAUCUUGGAAAACUAA